AUGACGGCGCUGACGAAGAUGACGGUGGCGCAGCUGAAAGAGGCGUUGAAGGCUCGGGGGUUGGACGUGAGUGGGUUGAAGGCGGCGCUCGUGGCGCGAUUGGAGGAGGCGAUGGCGAAGGAUGAGGACGCCGCGGAGGAACCCGCGGAGGAAGACGCGGCGGAGGAGGAGAAGGAGGAAGCCACCGCCGAGGAGAAGGAGGAUGCGGACGAGGAGUACGCACCAGAAGACGCGGGUGAGGACGACGUGCAGGCGAAGGCGGACGAGAUGGCUGAGAAGGCCAUGGCCGAGCACGCCGCGAGCGAAAAGAAGCGCGAGCGCUCGCCCGAACAAGACUACGCCCCGCCUGAAUCGCAACGCGCGCGCACGGAGAACGUCGGCGCCGGAUCGGACAUCGUCGACGGUGGCCUCACGAGGGAUGGUCACAACUUUGCCAUGUAUAACCUCCCGAAUGGAGAGGUGCGACGGGACGCUCCGACGCAGGGCAACGAAGGUCGCAUCAUCGGGCGCGGAGGCUCGAAGAUCCGAGAGCUUCAAGACCGAUUCCGCGUGCGAAUCACGAUGAACCGACCGGCGGGACUCGCGGAGGUGGUCGGUAUGUUGGCCAACGUGAACGACUGCUGCGACGAGAUCACUCGCAUCGUCGAAGACGGUAACGUUCGCGAGGAAUUGGAACGCGCCGGUCAACCCGUUCCGACCGGCUCGUUCAGCUCAUACGGCGGUCAACCGAUGCGCGGUGGCGCGGUCGGUGUUGGUGGAGGCGGCCCGUGGAGCGGUUACAACGAAAGAGUUCCGUGCGAAGGCCAAGAGGGUCGCAUUAUCGGUCGCGGCGGAGAAAAUAUUCGUCGCGUCGAGUCCCAAACUGGCACUCGUGUCAGAAUGAAUCGUCAAGAAAACGUUGCCGAGGUGUAUGGCACUCCGCAGCAAUGCGCGGAGGCCGUCCGUAUGAUCCAAGAGUACAUCCACACGGCGCCGCAGCGCGGCGGCGGCGGAUUCGGCAGUGGAUACCAGCAGCAAGGAUACGGCGGCGGCUACCAGCAGCAAGGAUACGGCCAGCAAGCGUAUGGUGGCGGUGCGUACCAGCAACAAGGCUACGGUCAACAGGCGUACGGUCAACAAGCGUACGGCGGUGCGGCACCAGCGGGCGGGCCGCUCCCGCACGGAUGGGAAGAAGUAAAUCCGGGUAACGGUGGUCCAGUCUACUACUGGAACACCGUUACCAACGUCACUCAAUACGAGCGCCCGACGAACUAG
Molecule: messenger RNA, 1254 nt
Organism: Ostreococcus tauri
Lineage: Eukaryota; Viridiplantae; Chlorophyta; Mamiellophyceae; Mamiellales; Bathycoccaceae
Product: K Homology domain, type 1
Exons: 1
Coding region: 1-1254 (417 amino acids)
Biological process (GO): regulation of gene expression
Cellular component (GO): cytoplasm; nucleus
Molecular function (GO): protein binding; mRNA binding
Source: RefSeq, a predicted model, not a curated record